Messenger RNA from Andrographis paniculata, 1027 nucleotides. RefSeq names its product polyadenylate-binding protein 2-like. Bases 58 to 708 code for a protein of 216 amino acids. Gene Ontology annotation, molecular function: RNA binding. Lineage: Eukaryota; Viridiplantae; Streptophyta; Magnoliopsida; Lamiales; Acanthaceae. The transcript is spliced from 6 exons. The record is from RefSeq and is a predicted model, not a curated record.
AGUCGGGGCAAACGGAGGUUGCCUCUUUCUGCGAGCAAUCGGACGAGAGAAAUUGAUAUGGAGGACGAGGAGCAUGAGGUCUACGGCGGGGAGAUACCGGUUGAGGGCGAGAUGGAAGGCGAUGCCGAUGUCGACAUGGCGGCAGCCGAAGAUGACGCCGCCGCCAAGGAAUUGGAUGAGAUGAAGAAGCGGUUGAAGGAGAUGGAGGAGGAAGCCGCGGCUCUUCGUGAAAUGCAGGCGAAAGUUGAGAAGGAGAUGGGCGCCGCACAAGAUCCCGCCACAUCUUCUGCGUCUCAGGGUAAUAAGGAGGAAGUGGAUUCACGCUCUGUCUUUGUUGGCAAUGUGGAUUAUGCAUGUACUCCAGAGGAAGUUCAGCAGCAUUUUCAAUCCUGCGGAACAGUAAAUCGUGUGACUAUAUUGACUGACAAGUUUGGGCAGCCUAAGGGAUUUGCAUAUGUCGAAUUUCUCGAACAAGAAGCCAUACAGGAAGCCCUGCAGCUGAAUGAAUCCGAAUUACACGGACGCCAGCUGAAGGUUAUGGUGAAAAGAACUAAUGUCCCGGGAAUGAAACAGUAUCGCCCAAGAAGAUUCAAUCCUUACCUUUCCGGGUUCAGGAGGCCUUAUCCGCCCCCGUAUUUCUACCCCUCCUACGGUUAUGGCAAGUUUCCAAGGUUCAGGCGUGCGCCGCGCUACAUGCCUUAUUACUGAAGUAGUACAAACGUACGUAUGUCGCUUUGAUUAGAAUAAGCAAGCUGUACUGAGGUAACAACUGAAAUUAGCGCCUUAUGAGUCUGGCUAUAUAAUUUGUCAGGCGCGAUUUGUGCUUGUUCCACUGUGCCUCGUGUGUUUGUUUGACGAGUAUUCGGAUCGGCGAAUGUUAUGAAACUUGAUGUGUCGGAUACUUUUAGCAGCAUUAUUUGUUGAUCGAUGGGGGGGGGGACAUGUAUUUGUAGUUACUUGUUGCACUCAAUUUGGACUGAACUUUGCUACAACUAUUUAGUGCCGUUGUCGAACUUGUUAGAUCUUA